Molecule: messenger RNA, 270 nt
Organism: Prunus armeniaca (apricot)
Lineage: Eukaryota; Viridiplantae; Streptophyta; Magnoliopsida; Rosales; Rosaceae
Source: the annotation of a GenBank genome assembly
AUGACCUUCUCUCACAAGUUCUUCAAGGUGCGCUUUCCAAGCGAAUCAGUUGUUCGUUGUGUGCCCGUGCGUCCCAUGGAAGGCACAGUAUUUGCUAGUAUCCCUCUUGUCUGGAUCUUCUUUCAAAUGUGGCGGUCUUCUUACCCAAGGUUUGUCUUUCACUUGGGCCAAGAUUUGAUGUAUAGGAAUGGUGAACUUGGUAUAGUUCUAUCUUGCCAUAGCGUCCCCUUUGUGGGUGCGACCUGCGCUUGUCCUUGUUUCUAUUACUAA